AUGUUCCUGGGUAGUACGAUGGCACUCAAGUUACUGGGGUUACUAUCUGGAGAGAUAUCAUCUCAUCUCACCUUUCCACAACUUAGGCUUGAGGACAUUGCCAGGCCCCAAAUCUUUUUGGAAUACUCACAAACGUCACCGCAUGAAGCAGAUGUCAGCUUUGUCGGGGUUUCCUUUACAAGCACUGCGCCGAGAGGUCUGAUUUGUAAUCUUGCCGAGGCCUCCGGGACGAACACCUACAUACCCGAGCUCUCUUCCCGUAACACGAGAAGCUCCACAACCAUCCACUCUAGGAGUUGGCCCAGGAUAAUGCCUACUAAUAUGCGUGGUGCUUUCUGGUGUGAUCGGCUGUGCAGGGGAUAUAAGUGGCUUGAAUAUCUGGAAGUCCGUCUAUCUUCAGCGGCGCAACUCGACCAACCGGCAACAGUGAAAAACACCCAAAUAUCAGAAAUGGAAGAAGUGCAAGCACAAAAACUGGGUGGACAUCCUCUCAAUCGCAUUGAUCUUUGCUCGCUAUCCAUUGGCAACAAUUGUAUACCAUUGCGGAAAUUGUCUUCGGAAUUUAGAGAUGUCAGAGGGACACUCUGGCCCUUGGUCAUACAAAGCUCGAUGGAAACAGUCAACCACAAGGAGAGGAACGCGCUAUUAAGAGAACCAAAAAUUGGGUUGACACGGUUUUUUGUGGAACUCCUUCAUGAAACUUUGGCAUCUCUCGGUUUAUCAGACGCAUACUUGCUUUAUGACGAUAGGGACGGGGAUCGUAGACACACUCAACAUCUGUUGCAAAAUCCUGCUUCGAACCAGCUAAUAUUGGUAUCCAGAGGAAACACGGGUGUUUCGCGUAAGAGUGAGGAUGCCUUGAAGAUUCUGGUGAAAGAUAUCAAGAAAUUGCCAACUCUAAACCGAGCGAAGGGCAGAAGCGUUCCGAGCGAGUCAUCGAGGGUUACUUUGCCCAUUGGAGAUAUUUCCGCUUUAAUGCCCCCAGGGUCUAUAGACUAUUGGUUUAGAGGAGUAUAG
Messenger RNA from Histoplasma capsulatum G186AR, 1017 nucleotides. RefSeq lists its product as uncharacterized. The record is from RefSeq and is a predicted model, not a curated record. The coding region runs from base 1 to 1017 and encodes 338 amino acids. Lineage: Eukaryota; Fungi; Ascomycota; Eurotiomycetes; Onygenales; Ajellomycetaceae. The transcript is spliced from 6 exons.